UUGGCAGGCGCAUGAUGAAGCGACAUGACUGUCAGAGAUUUGAAUGGAUUUAGGUCAGCGCUCUUCUCAAUCUCCCCCCGGUAGGUUGUAGUGUCCUGUGAGACUGCUUCUGAGAACGUUGCCAGCAAAGGUUUCGACUCUGCUCUCUCUCUCCAUGGCGCCUUUAGCCUCCGGAACGGAGACCACCACCAUCAUCACUGAAUCAGUGAUUGAGGAAAACUCUGAUGAGGCAAAUUCCGAACAACCAUCGCCUGGGACAGGUGAAUCCAAUGGCCCUUCACCCACAGCAACUGUGCCGUUGAAUAUGAGCAUAAGUCAUAACACCACGCCUUCUCAUCGACGAGGAAGUCAACCAGGUUUCGUUGAAAGAACCAGCUAUUUUCCCUCGCAUUUGAUGGGCGAAAAUGUUCUCACAACAACUCCACCGGCUCCCCAAGUUGAACGUAAGUCCGCCUAUGUCGGAUCCAGCAGUAAUAAUACCAGCCAGCCAGGGUCAAGAAGAGCCUCACAAAGCUUAUGGGCGAGAUCCAAAUCAGUGGCUGAAGCUUAUGUCAAACCGACUUCUUCUGAGGAGCAUACCAGGAGACGCAAAGAGUCAGGCGGUCGUCAAGAAUCGAUCGUGAUAGUCAACCCAUCACAGACGAACGCCGCCGAGUAUGCACGAAAUAUGGCUCGCUAUGGUGCGAGAAGCAGUUCAAUCGAUGUUGACAAUCUGGAGCAGACCAACUUUGCGACUUCUGUCCCUCAAAGUCGCUCUAGCUCGUUCUCAAAUAAUCUGCGACGGGUUCAUACCGCUCAAGGUCCGUUGCAGAGGCGAGAAUCAGCUUCAGGUCAAGCUAGGAGGGAGGGGAAUCAGUGGGACCGGCGAUUGUCAGUCAAGGAAUACUUCCGACCACAAGUCUGGGCUGAUCAAGGGCCCAAAACCCCAACAUACGGAAAUAUCACGCCUGUGGUGUCGAGUACUGAUGAUAGUUCAAGACCAUCCUUGGACAGCAAAGAUGCUCAAGGCCCAAAUCUUGCUUUCCAAAGCCCAAGAAAAUGGGUUUUUGCAGGCCCACCGUCAUCAGGCUCGCAUGCAUCGCCACGGUUUGUUCGUCAGUAUUCCAUUGGAGACGACGUGAUCGGACCUGUGAUAAGCAGGCAUCGAUCUUCAAUUGCUGUGAUUGACAAAGUAGCCCCUCAAGCGGGAGUCUACUUCCGUUCAAGGCGCAUCAGGGAAGUCGAAAGAGACAUGUCGUGGCUCAAGCAUCGGAAGGAUCCGAAGAAGAAGUGGCUGACGAUCAUUCCCCUAAUUGGAAUCAUAUUAGGGCUGGGUGUCGCGGCAAUCAAUGUAUACUUUGGGGUUCGAUCGGUUCCGGUGCACAAGUAUUGUAUGGUGUAUGAAGACGACUUCUCCAGUGGCCUGCUUGAUCCUAGUGUUUGGACUUAUGAAGUGCAAGUAGGAGGGUUUGGAAAUGGUCAGUUCGAGGAAACAACCACUUCAGAUGAAAACGUGUUCAUCAAGGACGAUAUGCUUCACAUUGUGCCCACGCUUCAGGAAGCCACUCUCCUGACCACGAACAACACGCUCAAUCUCACUCAGCUAGGGAUUUGUACCUCAGAUAUGUGGUACAAUUGCGUCGCAACGACCAACACCACGAAUGGCACCAUCAUCAACCCUGUCAAAUCCGGCCGUAUCAACACCAAAAAGGGAGCCAACAUCAAGUACGGCAGGGUGGAGGUGGUCGCCAAACUGCCUCAAGGAAAUUGGCUCUGGCCGGCGAUUUGGAUGAUGCCGAGCGAGUCUGUCUAUGGCGCCUGGCCCAAAAGUGGUGAAAUCGACAUAGCAGAAUCGCGAGGGAACAACUGGACUUAUCCGAUAGGAGGGAACAACGUUAUAUCGUCGACGCUGCAUUGGGGUCCAGACGCGGCGAACGACGCGUGGUGGAGGACUUAUGGCAAACAGAAUUCUUUGCGUUCGACAUUCUCUGAGCAGUUCCAUACCUUUGGCUUGGAGUGGAGUGAGGAUUAUCUCUAUACUUACCUGGACGGGCGUUUGCUGCAGAUCAUUUACACCAAGUUCAACGUCCCAUUUUGGCAAAGGGGGAAUUUUCCUUUAGCAUUCCCCAACGGCACAGCAAUUGUCAAUCCCUGGAGUCAGACCGGUAACCCUGCGACACCCUUUGAUCAGGACUUUUAUCUGAUCCUCAACGUUGCAGUUGGAGGCACCAAUGGAUGGUUUGUUGAUGGCAAGGCUGGGAAACCAUGGGUUGACGAAAGCCCCACAGCUAUGAGGGACUUUUGGAACGCCAAAGAUACAUGGUAUCCUACUUGGCAAAACAACAAUGGACCAGGGAUGCAAGUCAAGAGUGUCAAGAUGUGGCAACAGCAGGGUUACAAUGGAUGUGGUGAUGAUGCUGUCGACAUUUCAUGAGAGAGAAAAGACACAUCAAUUGGGACGAGGCAGUGGUGAGGAAUUGUUUUGAUGCCAAGAGCCACGUGAUUUGGAUACACAAUGUCAUCACGUGUCUGUGCAUCAAAGGAUACGAGAAACCCAGCGAUGAUCAGUGCGCAGCGUUCAAGCGGUUGGAUGAAUAUAUUGUUAGAUACAUGGUACACGAUUUCGAGUUGCUAAUCAAAUGUCAUGAAAUUCUUUUCGUCGA
Exophiala mesophila is the source of this 2642-nucleotide messenger RNA. RefSeq lists its product as uncharacterized. Lineage: Eukaryota; Fungi; Ascomycota; Eurotiomycetes; Chaetothyriales; Herpotrichiellaceae. The transcript has a single exon. Gene Ontology annotation, molecular function: hydrolase activity, hydrolyzing O-glycosyl compounds. The record is from RefSeq and is a predicted model, not a curated record. Bases 155 to 2413 code for a protein of 752 amino acids. Gene Ontology annotation, biological process: carbohydrate metabolic process.